AGCAGUUUCGGAACAGAUGGUUCAUGGAACGAUAUAAAUCAAAUAUGUAGACUAAAUUCAGCUCGUUCAUACAGCUGGAAGAUUUCUCCAACAUGUCACAAUGCUUGCAUCCUCCUUGUCUUUUAGCGAAUACCGUGGACUAAGUUACAGCAAAUAUAUAACUAUUUUUUGUAAACAAGAUACGAAUUGAGGAUGUCAGGACGUCAAAAAUUAAUUUUGUGCAAAAAUAUGACCUUGUUUCUGUUGAUUUUACUGUAAAUUAUUUGUGUAUUUUCUUCAAAUGUGAAUUCAUCAUUCACAGCAUCGUGCAUUUGAUAAAUUAAUUACAAGCAAUUAAAUGAACGUAAUGUCUAUAGAACGUGAAAAUAGUAUGGAAGUGGACCUUCCUGUAAGCCAUUCACAUGGACAAGGAAACACAAACUUAAAGCGGUCAAAUAGUGCACCCAUGAUAAAUGUUUUAGUGAACACAACACAAAGUCCACCAGAGAUCAGUCAUCAUAGUCAUACACAGACCUUCAGACAAGCUGGUGAUACUUCACGGAUUAGAAGAUUCAGUUCUAGUUCACUGUCUCUCAAUUCUCCCACAGCUGCACCUGUUAAAAUACCAAACAGAGUGAAUGAAAUCAAAAGAGAAGAGAGUUUUGUUACAGUUGCAGAAAAAGAAAAAGAACAAGAGAGAGAUAUUUGUUCACAGCUGAAAAUGUCAACAUCAUGGAAUGAUUUCUCCUUGGACGAGCCCAUGAUGCCAGAAGUACAAAAGAGGCCACGAUCCUUUAGUGAAACUCUUCAUAUUUUUACAUCACCUAACAUGCUAACUAGUGCCCCAUCACCAACAAGAGUUGGACCAGGAAGGCAAUGUUUUAGUCCAUCAAUGCAAAAGCCAGUGGUGAAUAGUACGUUUACACCUAGCCCAAGUCCAAGUCCAACAAGGAAAAAUUUUAUCAGAAGUUUGAGUCCUAUAGCUGUUAGACCAAGUCCACUUGGAAAAAGACGAUUGGAUCAUGAUUCCUCGGAUGGGUAUAUAAGUCCAGCAAAGAAGUUUCAUAUAGGACCAAUCACACCAGAUAAAGUUAUGCAUGUCCAUCCUUUAGCCCACAGUCAUCACAGUGUAUCAUCGAGUAGUCUAGAAGAUGGUAGCCCAGAACAGACUGUGCCAAAGGGAAACAAUUCACAUGAUAUCCGGUUACGAUAUCAGCAUCAGCCAAACAUGUAUACUUUUAUGCCACUUGGGCAGGACUCGCGUGAUUCACGUGACUCACAAGACAUGCAGACAACAGAUUCAGAGACAUCAGAUAUAACAGACAUUUCUGAUCCCAAUAUAUCAUUGUCAGCCAGUCCAGGCACAUCUGGAUUUCAACCAAUCAAACACACCCAAGUAUGACAACAAGUGUCCUUACUUAAUGUUACUAUGGACACAAAACUAACCUGUAAAUAUUGUUAAAAAUCUAAAUGUGCAGAUGAAAUCAUUAGAAAUAUUUUACAUCUUUAUAAGAUGAUAUAUAAUUUUUAUUUAAAGUUCAAAUGAAAUGCAUUAUAUGUAAUUUCCAGUUACAUUUUACAACAUAGAUUGAAAGAGAAAAAAGAUACUGUUAUAAAUAUGCAAAUUUGUAUAUAUCUUAUCUCCUAUACACAUCUAGGAAUAUCAUUGGUUAAAAGCAAACAUGCGGAGACUGUGUAUAUAUUUAAUAUUUGGUCAGUAGGCAUGUUUUAUUUUAAUACACGGUUAGUAGUGGUGUUACGUCCCUUUAUAAAAACAACUUGGGGUUGAAGAAAAAUCUGAAACUUGUCGCCCAGAAAACAAAAGAAGAAAUUGAUGACAAACGAUUGAAAAUAAAUACAGGUAACACAUUAAAAGCUAACAAAUUGUUAUUCUUGGCAUUUUUUUUUGUAUAGACCAAUGGAAGUAGAUUCUUGAUAUAAAAGACUUGAUCACAUUAAUAGGCCACUAGUCUAAAUUCCACAUAUGAAUCUAGUCGAUAAGAUAAAUUUGUUACACAGUGUGCUAGUAACCUAAUAUGAUAUGUAAGGGGUCAGUAAACUCUAUAUGAAAUUUACUAAUCCCAUAUAUAUCGUAUAAGGUCAUUAGCAAACUGUGUAACUAAUAAUAUUAUAACAAAAGUUUUUAAACUGUAAAAAAAAAACAUAACUUAAUAAUCACUGAAUUUUUGGAGCAAUACAAAAUUAUAAAAAAACAUGUGCUUGUCUUUUUCCUCAUACUAAAUAUCCAUAUAUGCACAUGUUUGUUAAAAUGUAACUCAGCUUUAAAAUUAUGCCAUAUAAAAAAUCUUUUGGGCUAAUUAGCAUCAAAUUGCAUUAUAAUAAUUUGAUAUUAUUAUUUAUGUUAAAAAAGUGCUAGUCAAAACAUUCACUUGUUUCAUUUUCACUCAGUAGUAGACCAAAAUAACUUAAAUAUGAUUUUAUUAUGUUUUUGAUUGUUAAUGUAUUACUACUUUCUGUUUUUACCUGACCAAAGGCGCAGAGUAAGACAUUAUAUUUACUUGAUAUGACCUGUCUUUGAAUAACCCUAAAGAAAACAUCUUCUUUCUAUAACAAAACAAAAUCUGUAAUACCACUGAAAUGUUAAUUUAUGACAAUAUGUAACACUUCUCACUAAGUAUGACCAAAAUUUUAAUCAUACUAUGCUUUCCACUGUUAUUAAGAGAAAAAUGACAAAUUUCUGAGAAAUCCUGUUAAGGUUCCAGAUACUGCAGAAUGAUACUUUUGUGAUGCUUUAGAAACAAUGGUUCACACCCUCAGCAAACAAUAACUUGGUUAGAAACAAUGGUUCACACCCUCAGCAGAUGAUAACUUGGUUAGAAACAGUGAUUCACACCCUCAGCAGAGAAUAACUUGGUUAGAAACAGUGGUUCACACCCUCAGCAGACAAUAACUUGGUUAGAAAUAAUGGUUCACACCCUCAGCAGACAAUAAUUUGGUUAGAAACAAUGGUUCACACCCUCAGCAGACAAUAGCCUCGUUAGAAACAGUGAUUCACACCCUCAGCAGACAAUAACUUGGUUAGAAACAAUGGUUCACACCCUCAGCAGACAAUAACUUGGUUAGAAACAAUGGUUCACACCCUCAGCAGACAAUAAUUUUGUAAGAAACAGUGGUUCACACCCCCAGCAGACAAUAACUUGGUUAGAAACAAUGGUUCACACCCUCAGCAGACAAUAACUUGAUUAGAAACCAUGGUUCACACCCUCAGCAGACAAUAACUUGGUUAGAAACAAUGGUUCACACCCUCAGCAGACAAUAACUGGGUAUUAACGUAAUGCAAAUAUUUUACAACAUACUCAAUGUCUUUUUAAAGAUUCAUACUAUUUUAUGAAUAAUUUGAGAGAGUUUUCCUUUUUUUUGGCAAAAGACUUCAAUUUUGACAUUACAGUAGUACUGCAAAAAUUUGAAUUUUUGUUAUAAUAAAUCCAUGGUGAAACAUUUAUACAAACUUGAAAUGUAAAACUGUGAAAUGCUUACAAUGUAUUAUAAAACAAAUCAUUGUUUUAGUUUUCUCUAAGAGUAGAAAAUUACCAAUAACUUAACAUUGUGCUGUGUACUGUAAAACUUGAUAAACAAAUUAUCAUGAAGGUAUGGAGAUUAGCAUUCAUAAAGUAUUUUUAGUUACUGAAUGCAAUUCAUAUUUUUUUUUUAUUAGUGAAGCAUUUUGUUAAUUAAUUUUAUCAUUAAGUUAUAUCUCAUUCAUCCAUUGGAAGGUAUUAUAUGUAAAAAUGUAUGUUUGCUAAAGAUUUCACAAAAAAUCAAACCAUUAUUGACUAAGUUUGAUAUCUGUAAACAUACGAAAGAAAUAUAUUGUUUUUGAGAAAUACAUAUAGUUUAAAUGGAACUGAUUGAUACACAAAUAAUAUGGUAAGUGGGUGAAAUCAGUAGGAGUUAAAAGUGUGACAUUUGUAUAUACCAAAAACAUGUAACAUUUUUGUAUAUUUUCGCACACAGUUUUGUGAUCAUUUUGUAAAUAUACAUUCUGUGAUCUUGUAGAUACUCACAUUAAUUUGUUGAUAUAGUUUAAAGAUGCAUAUGCAGAAAAGUGCUAUUUUACUUUUGUUAUUGUUUUGGUAAUGUAUCCAAUUGUAUAUGUAUCAGUUAGUUCAUUAAGUGUGCAAGGUGCUAUGUUCAUUGGUGUUCUUUUUCAUCCUGCGAUAUUGUAAAAAUAGGACAAAUAAAUGUCUUUAUUUGUCCCUUUGUCAGUCUUUCUUUCUGCCAGUAGCACACUUCUUAUCUGAAAAAAACUUCCCUCAAAAUUUUCAUGCUGAUAGGAUGUUUUUCUCAUCAUAUGCUCUUAACUACACUAUUUCCAAUUUUGAUUUAACAAUUUUCGUGAAGUGGUGGGAAUUUGACAUUUUUUUACCAAUUGCAACAUGACACUUUGUGAAUGUACUCUAUGACCAUUUGCCUUAAGGAUUCAAACACUUAGUUAGAUGGUUUUUGCCUUUAUGAAGCGAGACAUAGGGAUAGUGAAGCCUCGUCGGCGGCAUUGUUAACUUAUUACUUAAAAGCUUAAUAUUUCAGUUUCCGUCUGUCAUAUGUCCAUUGUUCUUGACCUCAUUUUCAUAGUUCAGUGACUACUUCAAAAAAAAGUCAACAUUUUUUGUAAUGUUAAUUUCUCUUGUUAUGAGUGAAAGGAUAACUAUAUUUAGUAUAUGUGCGUACCUUGCAAGGUCAUCAUGCCUGUCAGACAGUUUAGUUUUCUCUUGACCUCCACCACAUUUUCAUGAAUGAGUGAACAAUGUUAAGUUUUUGUGGUCAAGUCCAUAUCUCUGAUACUAUAAGCAAUAGGUCUACUAUAUUUGGUGUACGUAAUGGUAUUAAGUUGUACAUGUCCAAAUGGCAGGUGUCAUAUGACCUUGACCUAAUUUUCAUGGUUCAUUGGACAAUGUUUAGUUUUUGUGGUUUGGGCUAUUUCUCAGAUAUUAUAAGCAAUAGGUCCAUUAUAUUUGGUGAAUGGAACAAUUGUAGGGUGUACAUUUCUGUCUGGCAGGGUUCAUAUGAACUUGACCUCAUUAUCAUAGUUCAUUGGUCAAUGAUAAGUUUUUGUUAUUUUGUCAGUUUAUCAAAUGCAAUAGGUCAACUAUAUUUGGUGUAUGUAAUGAUUGUUAGGUGUACAUGUCUGUCUGACAGGGUAUAUAUGAACUUGACCUCAUUUCCAUCAGGUGUAAUAGUAAUAAAUUAUAUGUGUUUAUGGCAUGAUAGUGAGAGGUGUAACAUUAAUAAAUCAUAUGUGUUUAUGGCAUGAUAGUGUGAGGUGUAAUAGUAAUAAAUCAUAUGUGUUUAUGGCAUGAUCGCAUGAGGUGUAAUAGUAAUAAAUCAUUUGUGUUUAUGGCAUGAUAGUGUGAGUUGUAAUAGUAAUAAAUCAUAUUUGUUUAUGGCAGAUAGCCUGAGCUGUAAUAAUAAUAAAUCAUAUGUGUUUAUGGCAUGAUAGUGUGAGUUGUAAUAGUAAUAAAUCAUAUUUGUUUAUGGCAUGAUAGCGUGAGGUGUAAUAGUAAUAAAUCAUAUGUGUUUUUGGCAUGAUAGAGUGAGGCACCUGUUAUUUUUUUGUUUUGCACCUUAUAUUUUAUUUCUUUUUUUUAAGGGUUAAAUUUCGGAUGACAUGGUCUUUAUCAUAUAUGCACACUAUAGCACACUUUUGUAUCCGCUUCUCCUAAACUAAUCAUAACCUAAUAUAUUUUCCCAGAAUCUUAACUAUAUAAUAUCAUCAUGCACCUAUUUUGUUUUUUAUCCAAAUUCUUUUUGGGGUUUCCCUUACCAAAGCAUAAUUAGUUAUCAAAGGUACCAGGAUUAUAAUUUAAUACGCCAGAUGCGCGUUUCGUCUACAUAAGACUCAUCAGUGACGCUCAGAUCAAAAUAGUUAUAAAGCCAAACAAGUACAAAGUUGAAAAGCAUAAGCUUUGCCAUUUGCUUUAUUUUGGGGGUACCUAUUUUUUACCUGCAACUCUCUCUAAACCCCUUAUUAUAAUUUACAGUCUUUACUACAUAAUCCCAUUUGGUAUCUGCAACUUCUCCUAAUCCACUUAUUACAAUUUAAUGCAACUUUCUCACUAUCUUAAGUUCUUAACCAAAUAAUGCCAUUGCAUUACUUUUAAAACUUUUUUUGGUCCUAAUUAUUUUUUUAGGUUUCCCUUAGCAUGGACUUUGCAAGGGGUGGGGUAUCAUUUUGUGUCUUUUGCUCUCAGCACCUCUGGUUUAAAUAUAUGGAGAAAGGAUACAAAUAACAUACACUUAAGUAUUUUAAACCUUUGUACAUCUCAUAGAGUUUAUGAACCAUCCUGGUAUAUUGAAGUAAAAAUAACUCCCUAACAGUGUGUACCUAUAUACAGAUCUUAAUUGAUGAGUAAAUCAUAUAUGUAAUAACUGUACAAAACUAAAGGUGCUAGGUUUCAUGGCAGCUCAGCUCAAGGUCACACCUUACAUGUAUUUGUAUAAUUUCAAAUCGAUAAAAUACACUACAUAUGCAGACAUUUGAAUACACUACAUAUGUAAUUGUUUAAAUACACUACAUAUGCAGUUGAUACAAUACAAUAUAUAUGUAGCUGAUAAAAUACAAUAUAUAUGAAGUCGAUAAAAUACAAGAUAUAUAUAGUCGAUAAAAUACACUACAUACAUGACAUAUGAAGACGUUUAAAUACACAACAUAUGUAGUAGAUAAAAUACUAUUUUAUUGUGUGUAUUGCUGUGUUUGUUUAUUCCACAUUGGCUAGAGGUGUAGGGGGAGGGUUGAGAUCUAAUGAAACAUGUUUAACCCUGCCACAUUUUUGUGCCUGUCCCAAGUCAGGAACCUCUGGCCUUUGUUAGUCAUGUAUGUUUUUUUAAUUUGGUUCAUUUAUAUAUAAGUUUUGGAGUUUAGUAUGACUUCCAUUUUCACUGAACUAGUAUACAUUAUGGUUUAGGGGCCAGCUGAAGCCCACCUCCGGGUGCAUGAUUUUCUUGCUGUGUUGAAGACCCAUUGGUGGCCUUGGGCUGUUUUCUGCCCUUUGGUCGGGUUGUUGUCUCUUUGAUGUAUUCCCUGUUUCCAUUCUCAAUUUUGAUAUAUGUAGUCAAUAAAAUACAGUAUAAAUGAAGUCUAUAAAACACAUUAUCGCUAUUUUACGAAAUUUUCCUUUGAUCUUACGGACUGAUAAUUUCCUUUCUCAGCACAGUGGAGUGAUAUGAAAAAUUAUCGCUAGAAACUAAGGGCGCACGUGCUGUUGUCAAAGAAAUUAACAACGUCGUCAUAGGUAAAAUAGCGAUAAACAGAUUAUCAUUGGUCAUCUCAACUCGAUUGCUUUUCUCACUUUCGUUGAGAUGACCAACGAUAAUCUAUAAAUGUAUAUAUGCAGCCUAUAAAGUACACUACAUAUGAAGUCCAUAAAAUACUCCAUAUAUGAAGUUGAAUAGAAAUAAAUCAGUUGAUUGUUCAGUUUAUACAUAGCCUUAUUAUGAUCUCCCAAUUUGAUUCAUUAUAGAUAAUUAAGAGAGAAAAAAAACAUCAUAAUUUGUGUCUGCCAAAAUUUAAUUACAGUAUCUUGUAAGUGUAUCGGUAUACUCAAUUAUAUGGUGUAAGUGUUUGUUAUACAUCAGUUAUAUGGUGUAAGUGUUUGGUAUACAUCAAUUAUAUGGUUUAAGUGUUUGGUAUACAUCAAUUAUAUGGUGUAAGUGUUUGGUAUACAUCAAUCAUAUGGGAUAGGUUGUUAUAAAGUUUUCCAUUUCCUUCUUUGUAGUUUUCGGUUUUACUUAUUUUUUGUCUUUUAUAGUUUGAAUUCAUUCAUGUUCAUAUUAAUAUAUUCAUUGGAAUUCUGUUUUCAGUGGAUAUAUUUUUGCAUAUAUAAUGAAGUUUAAAAUGCAAAUCAACCUUACAUUUAAAAAAACUUCAAAAGAAUUUGUAGGAAGCAGAAAUUUUCUUUUUGAUUGAUAGUUUUUGGAAAUAUCCAUACAUUAAGAAAAAGUUUUGGGUCAUGAGAUAUUUUACUGGUUUCAUUUCUGUGUAACAGUAAUACACACUAUAUGUAUUGCUUUGUGUGUUAUAAUAAUAUACACUUUAUGUAUUGCUUUAGAAUAAAGUGUGAUACAGAUAUUAAAUUUUGUAGACAGUUGUUAUAAACAGGGUAGGUUACUUCAUCCUUGUAUAUAUUGUAACAUAUGUAAAUUUUAUGUAAUUAUCAUGUAAAUAGAUCUCAUAAAUGUGCAUAUGUAGAUAUUGUAAAUGGUCAGUAAUUCAGUCAGCGCUUACACAUGCGUACUUUAAUUACUACUACUAAGUUAGAUUGUAAAUAUGGAAAUAGUUCAAUUUUACUGAUAGUAAAGGGAAAAAUUAUCAUUUAUUAAAUAAUGAUAACUAUUUCACUGAAAAAUUCCUCCUGCCCACACAUCAGUCAACACUGACUGGUAGUCUGUACAUGAUCUUUGAUAGUUUUAGAUAGCACACAUGUGUUUAGUUUAGUUAUGUAAUACUUUAAUAGAUUUAUUAGAUACAACUAAUCAGGAUGGGUAUCAUUAUACAGUUAUAAUUCACUAUGAUUUUUUUCAUGAAACUUGUACACAAAGUUAAUUUUGAUAUGUAUUAUCAAAUUUAUGAAGAAAAAUGAGCAAGACUUUUCUAUAUCAUUUUGGAUUGUUUGAGCAGAAAUUUAGGAUUUUUUGCAAUUUUAAAGAAAAAUUAUUGUUUUUAGUUUCAUCUUUAAAAACUGUCAGCAAUAAAUGUUACUAAUAAGGCAGCUUCUGUUCAUUUCAAAGGCUUGUUAAUUAUCUGUAUCAUUGGUUGAUAAGUUUGAAUAUAUGCUGUUUUUCUUUUACAGUAAACUAUAUGAAUAAGUUUUCAUCCCUCAUUAUGCUUAUUUUUGGUAUUUUCCUGUCUCUUGCAUCAGCUAACAGUUGGGUUUUGGGCUAAACAGUGGUCUGCAGGUGUAGUCUCUAAAUGUUAUUGUGACAUGUUGAGUCCCAAUUUUUUUGCUUAAAUUCUUUAGCUGUUAAACAUCUGUAACCAGUUAGCAGACAUAUUGUAAAAAAAAAAAGCUCACUGUAACUUAAGAUACGUAAAGAGACUGUUUCAAGUACCCAGUAGCAAUUACUUGAAUAUUCACUUAUCUCAAUGGAGUACAGUGUUGUACAGUCAGAAAGGUCAAACGUGAUUCACCAUUUGAAAUUUCCGCUAUAUAUUUCAUAUAAAAAAAACAAUUUAAAAAAAAAAUUCUACUUCUUUUCAGAAUUGAAUGAUUUUUUUUCGAUUAAAUUCAGAAAUGUCAGCAGUUUCUUGCAAUACUCAUGAAAUUUGUUUAUGAUGUAUACUUUUAAGAAAAUCACUGUUUAAAGGAAAAUAUGAAUGUCUGCUAAAAAUGAAUUAUGGUUAUAGAGGAAAAAAUAACACUUAAUUUCUAUAUUUGUAUAUAAAUAAUGAUUUCUCAGUAAUGACAUAUCAUUAAAAUAUUUCAUGAUAAUCAUAGAAAACUGUAUGUAUUGAUGAAUUUAACAGUAAAAAUUUCAUUAAAAUCAGACCUGAAAUAAAUAGAGAAGAUGUUACUAAGUUGUAAAACUGGUGCCUGAUCCAUUUGUCAUUUUGAACAAUAAAAUAUGUUUAAACUAUAAUAAAUAAAAACAAUAUUGGUUGACAUUUCUGUUUAAUGUCCUUCAUUUGUAAUUUAUAUCAUUUAAUAUUUUUUCUGGUUUCAAAUGUAAUUAUUUAUUAGAAAUAGUAUAUCUAGUAUGUAAAAGUGUAAAUGUAUAUAUAUUUUUGAUUGUUGAAAUUUAACUUACUGCAUUAAAAUGUGAAAAAAAUAUUACAUAGAUAAUGUAAUAAAUAUUAGCAAUUUGA
Messenger RNA from Mytilus californianus (California mussel), 9799 nucleotides. Its product is annotated as P2R1A-PPP2R2A-interacting phosphatase regulator 1-like. Gene Ontology annotation, molecular function: protein serine/threonine phosphatase inhibitor activity. The record is from RefSeq and is a predicted model, not a curated record. The coding region runs from base 338 to 1381 and encodes 347 amino acids. The transcript is spliced from 11 exons. Lineage: Eukaryota; Metazoa; Mollusca; Bivalvia; Mytilida; Mytilidae.